Molecule: messenger RNA, 1067 nt
Organism: Papilio machaon (common yellow swallowtail)
Lineage: Eukaryota; Metazoa; Arthropoda; Insecta; Lepidoptera; Papilionidae
Exons: 2
Coding region: 1-945 (314 amino acids)
Biological process (GO): vacuolar proton-transporting V-type ATPase complex assembly
Cellular component (GO): endomembrane system
Source: RefSeq, a predicted model, not a curated record
AUGGAUCUUAAAGGUUCCCUUGUUGAUACAAAUAUUAAAAUAAUUCCCUCAGAAAAACUAAUUAAUUUUAUAAAGAAUAUAACCAAUGAUGAUGUCCCUAGUAACAUUUUAAAAAUUAAAAUGAAUGAUAUAAAACUAGAAUCUAAAAACAUGGCUGAAGUGAAAGUAGUUUGUCUAAACAGCAAAGAUAUAAAAAAUAUAACUAAAGUCAAGAGGGCCAUUAGUAAUGUGAAUGAAUCUGAGAAUACAGAUUCAGAUGGAAUGAAAGAAUUGACUGUCCCUAAAGAAGACAAAGAUAAUGUGGAUAAACAGAAUAAGAAAGAAGAACUAGAAGUCCAAGAGAUUAAAGAUGAGGACAAGAACAAUAAACUUUUCUUAAAUACAUCUGAUUUGGAUUGGUUAUAUGUUUACCUUAAUAAAAAAAGAGAGGAAGAAAAAGAUGUUCCAUAUUUACAUGUUCUCUUUGAAGGAUCCCAAAUUGAAUUACCUGAAAAUGGUAUUGUAAAAAGAAAUCCUGAUUUAGAAGCUAGGUGUGUUAAACUGAGAGCUCAAAUGGAAGCAAGAGAGUAUCGUAAAAUGACAAAGAGUGUUGAUAAUGUGAGAAUGCGGUUUCCAGAGGAUAGUAUAAGCUAUCAAAUGAAACAAUUAAAUCGUCAACUAAUUGCAAUCGGCCAGUUCAUUAUAUCUAUCUUUGCUGGCUUCCUCUUUGGAUUUAGAGGAGUGGAAUGGAUGGUUGGAAAUCUAGAUUUUGGAUUUAGAUUGCUGCUUGGUGUCAUGUGUGCAUUAGUCAUUGCUCUAGCUGAAAUAUAUUUCUUGGCAAAGAAGCUAAAUGAAGAAUUGAAUGUGCCAGAAACUGUGCAGCUUGGUGGUCCACCGAAAUUUGUGAACAAUCCAGACAACGGAUAUAAACAUACUGCAUGGGAUGAAAAAGAACAUCAGGAUUAGAAAAAUCUAUCAUUAUUUAAAACACUGAUGCAUGAAAAAUGUUAUAAUAAUAUAUUUUAAAAUAUUGUUAUAUUGUAGUUAUGAUAAAAUAUUUACUUAAAUACAUCAUACAUAUUGUAAAA